CGGGAGUAAAGAAAAGAGGAAGAAAUCGUCCGUUAGAUCUGGUUUUUGUUGUUGUUGUUUGUGUGUGGCCAUCCACCACCAAACUCUCUCGUCUUUCAUUUCAUACAAAAAAUUAAUGAAUAUUCCUUGUUAUAUAAGGAAUUGAUUUGCCCUUUAAUUUCGAAUCUCAAGGACUUUUCUCUGCGUGUCGUUUCAAUUUACCCAGAAACCAUCUCAUCUCCUCUUUCGUUGUCCUCCUUCCAAGCGUUUCUCUGUGAUCCAAACAAAAGUCUCAUGAGGAAGAAGCUCGAUACUCGCUUCCCUGCUGCUCGAAUUAAGAAAAUAAUGCAAGCUGACGAGGAUGUUGGCAAGAUUGCUUUGGCGGUUCCUGUCUUAGUCUCAAAAGCUUUGGAAUUAUUCUUACAAGACCUUUGUGAUCAUACUUAUGAAAUUACUCUUCAACGAGGAGCCAAGACCGUUAGCUCAUUGCACCUAAAAAACUGUGUCGAAAGAUACAAUGUGUUUGAUUUUCUAAGGGAAGUUGUCAGCAAGGUUCCUGACUAUGGCCAUGGGCAUGGUCACAGUCAAGGCCAUGCUGAUGUAGCCAUGGAUGAUCGCAAUAUCUCUAAGAGAAGGAAGCCCCAGGAUGAUGAAAUUAAUGACAGCGAUGAGGACUUAAAGAAAACCAAAGUGCACGAGAUGGGACAUGCAGGACCCAGCGGAAGGGGCAGAGGCAGAGGGCGUGGAAGGGGACGUGGACGAAGUGCAAAAACAGCGGAAAGAGAGCUUUUUCAUCGCGAAAUGGAGAUAGAGCCAACCAUAUUGGUUGCACCACAACUUACUCAAGAAGAAAUCAAGAUGCAUGCACCACCACAACAACAUGGCAGUGAGAAGAAGGAUGUGGAUGAGCGGUUUAACCACACAAAGCAAGAGCUUGAAAGUCCCGACGACACAAACUCAGGGUUGGGUCGAGGUUUUGAUCUGAACACACAAUCUCUCGACAUUGAGAUAAAGCCGCCAGUAAUCACAGCCUCAAGAGAAGAAAUGAAACCGGAAGAAUACCCAUGUUGGUCCAUCCCGGAUAUGGCCAAUAUCGAUCCUAUGCAGGUUGCUAAUAUGAGUAAGAGGUUAGACGAAGACGAAGAAGAUUAUGACGAGGAGGAAAGUUGAAAAUUAGAACACAGGGCUCGUUAGUAGUAUUGAAGUUGGAUUUAGUAGGAAUCAUGAUGUAGGAUUAAAAUAGAGUAGCAUCAUUAACAGCCUGUUUAUGUAGAAAAAAUGUAUAUUUUGGCUCUUGCUCUUCUUUUCCUGCAUUUUUAUGUUUGGAGAAAUUAUUGUAAAGUCUAAUUAUUUAAUGUAGUUUUUUAAAGUCUAA
Messenger RNA from Capsella rubella, 1354 nucleotides. Its product is annotated as dr1-associated corepressor. Bases 274 to 1149 code for a protein of 291 amino acids. Gene Ontology annotation, cellular component: nucleus. Lineage: Eukaryota; Viridiplantae; Streptophyta; Magnoliopsida; Brassicales; Brassicaceae. Gene Ontology annotation, biological process: regulation of DNA-templated transcription. The transcript is spliced from 6 exons. The record is from RefSeq and is a predicted model, not a curated record. Gene Ontology annotation, molecular function: protein heterodimerization activity.